GUUAUGACAGAGUUUUGUGCGUUACGGGCAAAAUCAUAUGCGUACAAGCUUAAUGGAACGGAAAAAAUCAAAGCCAAGGGAAUCCGUGGGCAUGUGGUAAAGAACCACAUGUCAUUCAAUGACCAUAAGAAGUGUCUGUUCGAUGACAGUGAUUUAGACGUUUAUCGUCAAAAUGUCUCCAUCCGCUCAUUCAAACACCAGCUCAAGACAAUCAAAUCGAACAAAUUAACCUACAAUAACUUUGAUGAUAAGAGAGUUAUUCUAGAGGACAAAAUCCAUACCUUAGCUUAUGGACAUUAUAGUUUAGAGUAAGUUAAUACAAUUUAUGUUUUUAAAAUUAUUUAUUUUGUAAUAUUUUCGAAUUGUAU
This is a messenger RNA of Myzus persicae (green peach aphid), 368 nucleotides long. RefSeq lists its product as uncharacterized. Lineage: Eukaryota; Metazoa; Arthropoda; Insecta; Hemiptera; Aphididae. Bases 4 to 312 code for a protein of 102 amino acids. The record is from RefSeq and is a predicted model, not a curated record. The transcript has a single exon.